Molecule: messenger RNA, 2498 nt
Organism: Amoebophrya sp. A120
Lineage: Eukaryota; Dinophyceae; Syndiniales; Amoebophryaceae
Source: the annotation of a GenBank genome assembly
AUGAAGAACACACUAGAGGUUCUCCCCACGACGGCGCGGCGGGCGAGGACGAUGAUAGAUAAAACAUCACGGGAGCAGCAGCAGCUGGAGCCCGGAGGACAAGCCGGGGCCGACGUCGAAACCGAGACCUACUACUUCCUCCCGGAAGAUUUCGUCGACCAGGGUACCCUGUCAAACGUGUGCUGUAGUCACAGCUCGGCCCAGGGAAAGAUAUGGGCUUCCUGUCUCGUCUGCUAUGCGUUCUCCACGAUACUCAGUCGCUACACCUUCAACCUGUACCCGCUGUGGUGUCCGGGGAACGGAGCCGACACGAACGAUCUUGCCAAUUCCCAGACCGGUUUGAUUGAGGCCGGUUCUCUGGAGGAGGUGGCGGCCCGGAUGGUUUGGUUACUGGUUCCGAACAUCCUCUUCAUCUUGGUCGCGGCGAUUCCUACGGUCGGGUCCGGACAACAGCAGGACGUCACACACUCCCACACGUCGCAGGGCGAUCGCGAUCCGCACCAAAGCGCCACCAGUACGCGCAGCGCCCCCAUUACCAGUGCCCAAGAAGCCUUCUGGGUGCGAAAUCAAUGGUGGCUAAAGUCCAUCCACGGCGGAUUGGCGGGAAUAUCAAUCGGUGUGCUUCUUUUCUCUAUUAACUGCAAAUAUGUCUGGGUCUGGAAGGAUCCGAACUUGUGAUGCCUGUUGUUGCGGAUCACACAAAGAUCGUUGAUGCAUGACUCUCAAAAGGUGCCUACCCCUACUUCGGGCCAUGCUGAGAGGGCCUUCUUCAUGCAUAAUAGGCAUCACCAAGGGGCUGCAGAACCUGUGAUGCUUUCCGACUUGGGGGAGCUUGGACGAAAAGCUGCAUGACGAAUUGUGUCCCGGGGCCUUGUGCUCCGGCUACUCCGGAUCGCAAUCGAUAGAGGGCGGGACGUGCACCGGCGACAGGCGCUACCCAAUCAACCAACCAAAUCGAGAAAUCUUCCAGACCCAGACAUGUUUGCAGUUGAUAGUCUCUGAGACUCUGCAACUUUUCGUCGGCGAGGGCGUCAACAUCUAUUGUGAUGAAAAAUCCGCCCCUCCCAUGUUGAAAGCGCAUCCUUCCGAAAAUUUGUGAUGCAGAUUCGUGACCACAAAUCCGCUUUGUCAUGCAAGAAGGCAAAGGCAGAGAGUUCGCCGCGUCAUGCAGGCGGUUUGUAACGCUGCAAGUCGUCCUGCAGGACAGACGGCUGCCAUGCUAGGUGCCUACACCAAGAGGCCCCCGCCUAGGCUUAGGAUCUGCGUGCAGUCCUCUACCGCAAGACAUGCACACAAGUGCCGCAGCACAGGUUUCCACUUUGAUAAAGAUAUGGGGAGGGGAGAUUUUUGAUUUUGAUAACGCCGGCAAUUUAUUCAGGAAACCGGGCGGCGCGGUAGACGACUAUUUUUCGAACCGUCGGCUUGACCGACGGCUCUCGACGAAACUGUUCGCAACUCCAUUUUCGGAAUGUCACGGCGUGUACCCGCAGGAGACAUCACAUCCCAGCAUUUAUCGUUUCAGGGUGGGGACCGUUCUGCUCGCAUUCGUCAGCGGCUUCGGCUGCGCCUUUUUUUCUCUUUUGCUAACGGUAUCGAAGAAAACAAGAAGAGGUGACGGCCGCGAGUCUUCGGCGAGGAUUGUGCGGGUUGCGGGAGGGACGCUGGUACCUACAGACACGAGUCUCCUGCUGCCACGCCUUUUGUACUCCUUCGAGGUGGUUGUGAUGCUGCUCGUGUGGAGCCUCCCCUUCUUUCCUGCGAUGCUCGCUUGGCACCGCCCCUUGGGCGAUCUUCGUGCAAUAAACCACGACAUGAAGUCGCAGGUUAGGGAUGUAUACUACUUCCAUUCGGCAGCGCUCCCGCAGUGCGGAACGUAUUUCGACCUUGCUGCUCCAAAUGCGUGCAGCAACCCGGCGCAACGAGUCGCGUUGAUGUACGACGACGUGGAUGUCGCGAAAUGGAUGUGGUGGGAUGCGGAAGCGAGCGGCGACGUUGCCAUCGUGGAUGCAAGAAGACCAGCUACACCGCCGUUUGAGAACUAUGCGGCCUAUUUGGAGAACUGGGUAUCGUGGUACUGGCAUUUGGAUAUCGAUUACGAUUUUCAAGCGAAGAAGCUCGAGGACCAAUCGGAGUAGACAGCCGAACUAUCGGUCCGCGACGUCGACACCGGGGGAGGGGGACGACAUUCUGGUUGUACUUCCGUUCCGACAGAACCACACGGCCUAUUUUUUUCUGCAGGGGAUGGUGGAUUUUACUGCUGCACCAGAUGCAAAUGGAGAAACACAAUCAACCACAUUACAACCAGCAGGCUUGUAACAAGAGUGAGAAGAAGAGCGAACACUACUGAUGGUGAUGUUUUUGGAGUCAGCGAUCUUCUGCGAAAAACAGCGAAGGAGCAAAAGAGAAAGAAACUCAGUGAACUUUUUCUGCGAAACAAAAAACAUGCAUCCCGUGGCGCAUCCAAUCGAUCCCUGUGAACUCAUGAAGAUGCAGGCGAU